This is a messenger RNA of Pedinophyceae sp. YPF-701, 1368 nucleotides long. Lineage: Eukaryota; Viridiplantae; Chlorophyta; Pedinophyceae. The record is from the annotation of a GenBank genome assembly.
AUGUCGGUGCUCACCGUUCAGGUAGGGCAGUGCGGCAACCAGCUGGGCGCGGCGCUGUUCACGACGCUCGCCAGGGAAGCGCAGGCGGGCAACGCGGAUCUCCUAACGACCACGCAGUGGACGUUUUUCCGCGAGCGCGGCGCACGGAGCAACUCCACGGGCGCAACGCACCAUGCCCGCGCAGUUCUCGUCGACAUGGAGCCCAAGGUCGUCCAGGCGUGCGUGGCGCACCCGCGCGCGUCCCUGUCCGGCUCCCCGAACGGCCCGGGGUCCCUGGGGGGGGGUCCGGCGUGGUGGAGGUAUGACAGCGCGUGCGGGCUGUGUGGGGAGGGGGGCUCGGGGAACAACUGGGCCAUGGGGUACGCGCGGCACGGCCCCGCGGCCUGCGAGGCGGCGUGCGACGGACCGAUCCGCCGCGAGCUCGAGGCGAUGGAUCACGUGGGGGGGGUGUUAUUGCUGCAGUCGAUGGCGGGCGGGACGGGCGCGGGUCUGGGCGCGCGCCUCGCGGAGGAGAUCCGCGACAGACACCCCUCGGUGUUUCUGCUGAGUCAGUCGGUCUGGCCGCACGUGGGGGGCGACGUCACGGUCCAGGCGUACAACACGACGCUCACGCUCGGCCAUCUCGUCGAGGCCUGCGACGGCGUCAUCGUGACAGGCAACGAGCGGUUGCACCGCGCGUGCGUGCGCCUGUUCGACGUCAAGCGCCCGACCCUCCAGGACAUGAACGCCGUCGCCGCGCGGGACAUGGCCGGCCUGCUCCUCCCGGCGCGCCACGCGCGGUCCGACGGCCGCGGCGCGCGCCUGCGGCUCCUCGGCGACGUCGUUGAGCACGUCUGCUGCCACCCGGGGCUGCCGCUGCUGUCGCUCGUUUCGCACCCGAUGAUGCCGCCGUCGACGGCGGAAUUCGAGCAGUACCGGUGGACGGCGACGAUGCGCGGCCUGCACGCCGCCGUGAAGUCGGCUGCGGCGGCCGAGGCGGGCGACGCGAGCCCGUUCGACCCCGCGCCGGCGUCGCAGCUUCGCGCGCUCGCGUCGCUGGCGGUGCUGCGCGGCGACGGCGCGGGGGAGGUCAGCGCCGAGGCGGUCGGCGAGAUGAUGCCGCACAGCACAGCGAACCCGCGGCCCGUGUGCGCGGCGUGGCACCCGAGCCGGUUCUGCGGGUACGGCAUGUCGGCGACGCUGCUGUCGAACUGCUCGAUGGUGGCGGGGACGGCGCGACGCAUGGUGGACCGCGCGUACAUGAUGAUGGACUCGCGGGCGUAUCUGCACCAGUACGAGGGUUGCGGCGUCGGCAAACAGGAUCUGGAGGAGGUGCUGCUGAGGGUUGAGGAGGUCGCGACGCGGUACGACAUGCUGGCGGUUCGGUGA